AUGCCGGCGUCGGGGUCUGACGUACUUCGUCAUUCUUCGCCCGAAGUGGAAUUGCAGACCCCUGCCAGCCCUGGUACACCAACAUCGGAUGCCGGUAGUGUGAUCGUACGUCGACGAACCAGUCCAGUCCAAUCGCCUCUCAGCCAACAGGAAAAGCUUUCCGCGGAUAAGGAAGCGGCACCGAUUGAUGCUCACAGCCCUAGUCCCGUGUUUGAAAGCCGCGAGCAACGGCAGCUUAUUCCUGUUGAAAGUGAAGUUGCUAGCCCAGUCAGUGUGGCGGCCCAAACCAAUUCCGCUGGUAGUCCUGCUGCACAGUCAGGAAGCUGGAAAGACUCUUGUCAAUUGGUGCCUGCGAAUGCUGUCCUUGGGUCUCCUGUCCGCUCGGCAAUCUCUAAAAUUGAUGAGCAGCCCACAAGUCACUCCACAAGCAAUGUGCAUGAAGAGUCCCGUGGUGGCAAUACGCCCAAAAAGCCUCUGGAGAGUCCUAUCAAAUUAUCAAAGUCUCGACCAGGACGCUUAUCCUUGGAAAAGGAAAAAAGAAAAUCUCGAGGCCGGCGCACGUCUACUGAUUCGUCUUGUUCGGAUUAUCCAUCACUCGUCUCCAGCCCUGAGAUUCGCGAGCCCCGUACAUCCUCCUCCAAUGGAACGCCUCUGCUGCUUGAGACUCCUCCACCCUUCCAGGAUGGCUACCAGUCAUCCGACCCCGUACCACCUGGGAGCGAUCACACGUUGCGAGAAGAUCGUCUACUACGGCUGGAUAACCAAAAGCCAUCCCCACGGGCCAAUUUCGCGCAUAACCGAAACCUCAGUCUUCCAUUGCAGCGUUUCAUCAACGAAAGGUUGGAGAUGAAUUACGAUGACGAAAGCGGCAGUGACCUGGAUGGCGUCGCUUCCAAUAGGAAGUCCACGGACGUGUAUGCGGAUUUACGACUGGGCCAGAAAAAGGCACUGUUGCCUGCACACAUCAGCAAAUUCACCAUUCCCUCCAAUAGCGCUCAGCGCUCAGCAACCCAGCCUUUGGAUGCUCCGAGUCAAGGCAGCCCUAGACCGGUCACCAAUGGCACCACCGCCAAAGUUCUAUCCAAGGCCUGGGAGCACAAGAAGGGCUCCGUUUCGAAGAAUGCAAACCGUAGUGGUCUGCAACCGGAACCGCCUGUACACUCAAGCACCAACCGCUUGAGGAGACAGUUGACUUCGCAUCCUAGUCUCGAGAGUAUUGGGGCGUAUAGAUCCAACGCCCGGUCUGGCGAUGACACGUCUUCAGUUACAGCUAUUUCCAGGGCCGGAUCUCGGCCAUCCACUCCAGGCUCGCAGCUGAGAAGAACCAAAGAUCAUCUCGACGAGAAAAUCAGUUCUAUCUUGUCGACCCUUCCUGCUCGGAUCCAUCUGAUGUCAGCUGAUGGCCAAGACUUUGAUGCAGGGUCUGCGGCGACGUCACUUCCCUUGAAGGCUAGGGAACGAUUCCGUUCCAUAUCACCCCAGGGAACGCCGUCCCGGAGCAGCACGCCCACGCCAUCCUUGACCCUGACAGCUGCGCCCUCGCGCAGGAGGUAUUCUCACGCUCACGCCCCAGAGGAGAGCUCUGUGAAGCUCUACCACCUGCAUCGAGGUGGAAAGUCUGCGCCGACCAAGCUUUUUGUUCGGUCAGUGGGUGAGAAAGGAGAACGCGUUAUGGUCCGAGUUGGCGGUGGGUGGGCAGACCUGGCUGAAUACCUGAGGGAGUAUGCCAUCCACCAUGGACGCCGGCAUGUUUCAGAUACCCCUCGUGUCGAAGUCCAGGGUCUGUCCACGCGUACCUCUCCCACGUACUCCGUCAGUGGGCGCCGCACUCCCUCCCGACCGCGGUCUGUCAUUGGCAAUCGGCCGUCUUCUUCAUUGGCUGUGCGCAAGACCAGACGUACUUCGAAUGUGUCGGAUGUAACCGAGUUCCGGGCGGCGCAGGCAGCUGGCGACUCACUCACUGCCUCGUACUCGCCUAUGUCGACUGUCUCAUCUCGCAGAAGACUAUCGGCCUCCUCCAAUGCCUCAAUGGGCGCUGCCUCUUCAGCCAGUGAAUUCCGUCAUGGAUCAUACUCUCCUUCCACCACUGCCGCAGGUAGCAAUUCUCACUCCAUCCCACUCGGCCUUGCAGGGCCGAAGCCACGGUCGAGAAAUGUCUCGAUCAGCCCGGAGAGUGAGGCGUGGGUUGAAGAUGUUCUUGGCCAAGCUCGGAGGAGCUCGUCCUUAAGGCCUUACAACUAUGGCCUGUCCACCCAGGACCCGGAGCCUGCUUCAACCAAGGCUCCAACCAUCCCCAAGUCGAGAAGUAUCAGCGACCUGGGAAUGGCGGGUGCUAGCAGACGCGUCGCACUACGCGGACUUGCAAAACGAUAA
This is a messenger RNA of Aspergillus costaricaensis CBS 115574, 2373 nucleotides long. RefSeq names its product GAS2 domain protein. The transcript has a single exon. NCBI's taxonomy places the organism in Eukaryota, Fungi, Ascomycota, Eurotiomycetes, Eurotiales, Aspergillaceae. The record is from RefSeq and is a predicted model, not a curated record. The coding region runs from base 1 to 2373 and encodes 790 amino acids. Gene Ontology annotation, molecular function: microtubule binding.